This is a messenger RNA of Pollicipes pollicipes, 6360 nucleotides long. Its product is annotated as dedicator of cytokinesis protein 4-like. The record is from RefSeq and is a predicted model, not a curated record. Gene Ontology annotation, molecular function: guanyl-nucleotide exchange factor activity; small GTPase binding. Lineage: Eukaryota; Metazoa; Arthropoda; Thecostraca; Pollicipedomorpha; Pollicipedidae. Gene Ontology annotation, cellular component: plasma membrane; cytoplasm. Gene Ontology annotation, biological process: small GTPase-mediated signal transduction.
UGGCGACGCCAGCUGGUGACGGGCACGCUGACCCAGGACCAGACCCGCGAGCUGCGGAUCAAGGUCACCGCCAAGAUCGACUGGGGAAACAGGAGCCUGGGCCUGGACCUGGUGCCGCGCGUGCUCGGCUCCAUGCUCGACCCGGACGCCAUCUCGGUGGUGACCCUGCACCAGGUGCACACCCAGAGUCUGGAGACGUCGCAGGGCAUGUCGAUACGGGGCACGCUGCGGAAGAAGGAAUCCAAACAACCAGCUGCACAUAACCUCUACCUGGCGCUCAGAGACUUCGGUUACGUCAUAAGCGAAGAUGCCGAGCUUUACUUUUCCCUGUACGACGCCAAGAAGGCCAAGUUUGUGAGUGAACGAUUUCUAGUCCAAAUAUCGAGAGACGGCACCUCCAGCUUCUUCAACAAGUCGACCAACAACAGCUCGACGGUGUUCACGGACCUGGGCAACGUGGAGCUGUCGCCGCAGCUGUACCUGGUGCUGCACGUGCUGCGCGUGGGCCGCAUGGUGCCGUCCGAGUCGGCCAAGCGGCCGGCCUCGCAGCGCUUCCGCCGGCCGUUCGGCUGCGCCGUGGUCAACGUCAACGACGUGCUGGCCAACCGGCAGCCGGAGGCGGCCGAGCGAGAGCUGACGGUGCGCCUGCAGCAGACGGAGGAGCGCGACUUCUUCCAGCUGCACGAGCUGGUCAUCCGACAGGCCAGCAAGUGCAGCGUCAUCUCCGGCCAGGGCAACUACGGUGUGCUGCUGUCGCUGCGCCUGCUGCACGGCAGCCUGGCGCAGCUGCGCCGCGACAUGCCGCUCCUGCUCAAGCACGCCGUCGUCACGCGCAAGCUCGGCUUCCCUGACGUCAUCAUGCCGGGCGACGUCAGGAAUGACCUCUACCUGACCUUGGAGCGGGGCGAGUUCGAGCGCGGCGGCAAGUCCACUGGCAAAAACAUCGAGGUGUGCGUCAUGGUGGUGCGAGACGAAGGCCGCGUUCUGGAGGACUGUAUCGUGUCGGCGGGCGGCCAGAGCGGCUGUCGCUACUACAACUCCAUCAUCUUGUACCACAACAACGCGCCGCGCUGGGGCGACACCAUCAAGCUGGCCGUGCCUAUCGACUCGUUCAAUGGCUCGCACCUGCGUCUGGAGUUCAGCCAUUGCUCCACCAAGGAGCGGGGCGAGAAGAAGAUGUUCGGGUUCGCUUUCUCCCGACUGAUGGACGAGGAGGGCGCGACCGUGGCCGAUGGGUCGCACGAGCUCUGCGUCUACAAAUGCGAAGACAGACACAAGCUGCUGAACCCGGCCUCGUACCUCGGCCUGCCCUGGCACUCCGGCAUGGUGCAGGGCGCGGUGGGCGGUAACCAGCACUUCGGCCGCACCGGCCGUGAGGCCGUCUGGGUGCACACGCUGCUCUGCUCCACCAAGCUGACGCAGAACAUCGGCCUGCUGUCAUUACUGAAGUGGAAGCAAAACCCGGAUCGCAUUGUGGAGACGCUGACGCGCAUGAUGAAGCUGAAGGGAGAAGAAAUCGUGAAGUUUCUGCAGGACGUGCUGGACGCUCUGUUCUCAAUGUUUUCUACCGAGGACGGCAACUCUACGCAGCAUUCUGGCCUCGUGUUCCAAGUCCUGGUGAGCAUCUUCAGCCACCUGCAGGACAGCAAGUUCGAGCACUUCCGCCCCGUGGUGGACGCCUAUGUGAACGGUCACUUCGCCGCCGCCCUGGUGUACAAGGGUCUGAUCAGCUGCGUGCGUCACUACGCAGAACAGGUGUCCGUGGCCGAGAAGCAGGAGCCGCUGGUCAAGUGUUUCCGCAGCCUCGAGUUCAUCUUCCGCUUCGUCAUCCAGUCACGCGUGCUGUUCGCGCAGCAGAGCGGCGGCCAGAACGAAGAGAGCUUCAAGAUGGACCUGUACAGUCUGUUCAACGCCUUCAACAAGAUGCUGUCCACCACGUCAGAGUCGGCGUUGACCACGCAAGUGGCCAUGCUGAACUCGGUGCCGGCCGUGUUCGAGCAGCUGCGUGCGGUGCUGCCGGACAUCGAGAUCGCGCGCCGGCUGUCGCUGAUGCUGGAGUCGCUGCCGCACGACCCGCCGUCGGCCGUCGUGCAGGCCAAGCUGCAGGCCAUGCGCGCCGUGGCCGCCUCCCGCCUCUUCCAGGACCAGGAGUCGCGCCGGCUGCUGCUGCAGACGGCCUGCAAACACCUGCGCCAUCACAUCAGUCACCGGCAGGAGCUGCGGCUGGCGCUGGACCUUGCUCGGCGAGCUGCUUACCACCCUGCAGACGCUACAGGCCGACGACCCCUCUGCCGACCUCUACCGCGAGGUGGAGAUCGUGUCGGUGUACCAGCUGGACACGAUGACGCGGUCGGUGCUGGCGCUGGAGUCGGCGCCGCUGGCGGUCGGCGGCGGCCAGCGCGGCCGGCUGGUGGCGGCGCUGCCACGCUGUUGCGGCUGAUGACCCCGCAGCACUACGGCCACCUGUGGGAUGAGGUCGGCGACCCGACCCAACUCACACACUUCCUACUGCGGCUCAUGGCCGUGUUCCGCGAGCUCGUCACCGAACAGAUGUUUCCACAGGACUGGUGUACGCUCCACAUGACCAUCAACAAGGUGAUCCUGAACACUUUGACGGAGCUGGCUGUUCCGCUGCGGGACAGAUUCCUGGACGGCAAACACUUCAGUCAGCAGCUCUGGCUCAGCUACUUGACGCUGUCGGUGACGUUCCUGACGCAGCCCAGCCUGCAGCUGGAGAGCUUCUCCGAGGUGAAGCGCGAGAAGCUGCUACAGAAGUACCAGGACAUGCGGGUGCAGAUGGGCUUCCAGCUGCUCUCCAUGUGGACACUGCUCGGCGAGCACAAGGGACACUUUGUGCCGGCGCUGGUGGGGCCGAUGCUGGAGGUGACACUCGUGCCCGAGGCCGAGCUGCGGCGCGCCACGCUGCCCGUCUUCUUCGACAUGAUGGCCGCAGAACAGGCGGCCAAGGGCUGCUUCAAACAGGUGGAGACGGAGCUGAUCGACAAGCUGGACAUUCUGGUCAGCGAGAACAAGGGCGACGACGAGUACCGGCAGCUGUUCGACACCAUUCUGAUGGCCAAGGUGAACGGCAGCGGCGUGGCGUGGCGCGAGGCCGGCGUCAGCUUCGUCAGCUCAGUGACGCGUCUGCUGGAGCGGCUGCUCGACUACCGCCAGGUCAUGGACGGAGAGGAGAACCGCGACAAGCGCAUGAGCUGCAUCGUCAAUCUUCUGAACUUCUACAAGAACGAGAUCAACCGCGUGGAGAUGUACCAGCGCUACAUCUACAAGCUGCACGACCUGCACGUGUCGGCCGAGAACUACGUGGAGGCGGCGCUGACGCUGCGCCUGCACGCCGACCAGCUGGAGUGGACGACUCGCGUGCUACACGCUGACCUGCGCUACCCGGCCCAGUGCGAAUGGCAGCGCAAGGAACAGCUGCUCAACCAAAUGGUCGACUACCUGGACCGCGGCAAGUGCUGGGAGGCCGGCAUCCCGCUGCUGAAGGAGCUGGCCGAGAAGCACGAGACCAAGAUCUACGACUACAGCAAGCUGAGCGAGGUGCUGCGCACGAUGGCGCGCUUCUACGACCAGAUCAUGACGCAGCUGCGGCCCGAGCCCGAGUACUUCAGGGUCGGCUUCUACGGCCAGGCCUUCCCGCUCUUCGUCAGGAACAAGGUGUUCGUGUACCGCGGCCUGGAGUACGAGCGGAUCGGCGCCUUCACCCAGCGGCUGCAGACCGAGUUCCCCGCCGGCCAGAUGAUGACGACGCUGGCGCCACCUGACGAGAAUCUCAUGAACGCCGACGUGCAGUGCAUUCAGAUCUGCAACGUCCGUCCCGUCUCGCGCGACGUGUCGGGACUGCAGGGCAUCGAGGUGCCCGAGAAGAUCCGCGCCUACUUCCUCGUCAACGACAUCGACACGUUCCGCUUCGACCGACCCGUGCACCGCGGCACGGUCGACAAGGAGAACGAGUUCAAGACGCUGUGGCUGGAGCGGACCACUCUGCAGAUCGAGGCGCCGCUGCCGGGCAUCCUGCGCUGGUUCCCGGUCACCAGCAGUCGGCGCGAGAUGGUGUCGCCAAUCCAGCACGGCUGCGAGACGGUGCGCGCCGCCAACCGGCAGCUGCGCCAGCUGGUGGCCCAGUACACGACCUCCGGCGCCGGCACCAACGUCAGUCCGCUCAGCAUGCGGCUGCAGGGUAUGAUCGACGCGGCGGUGAACGGCGGCAUCGCCAACUUCCAGGAGGCGUUCUUCACGGCCGAGUUCGCGACGCAGCCUCCCGAGCUGACUGUCUACGUGCCGCAGCUGAAGGCGCUCAUCCAGGAGGAGCUAUCGAUCCUGGAGCACGGUCUGAAGGUGCACGGCGAGCUGGCUCCGCCGAGCGUGCAGCCGCUGCACCGGCGGCUGCGCGAGUGUUUCCAGCAGCUGCGGCAGAGCGCGGCCGCCUCCUGUCUGCCGGCGAGCGCCGACUCGCCCGGCCCGGCCCGGCUCAGCCGCCAGAACAGCCACCGGCGCAGUGGCGGCGCCGACAAACCCAGCAUCAUCAGCACGCCGCUACCGCCGCUGCCAUGCGAGAAGCGUCCUCAGAGCUCGUGCCCGAGCAACCGCUCGUCCUCGUCCUCGUCGUCCGUAUACGGCCAGCUGGUGGUGGACGAGGAGGACGGCAUCUACUCGCGCCCGUCCGAGUGGGCGGAGCUGGGCGAGCGCGGCGAGCGUGGCUCGCUGGGCUCGCAGGGCAGCGCCGCCGGCCGACGUCAUCAUGACUACAUCAUCAUGUCCUGUGGCAAGGGUGAGAGCGAGGUGCCGGAGCGGCCGCCGAAGCGCCUCUCGGACGCCCGCUCCUGGACGGAGAGCCCGCGGCUCGGGGGCCGCAGGUCGCAGGCCAGUGACGCAGACCCGGACGCGCCGCCGCUGCCGCCCAAACCCCCGGAGAAGCGGCACACCAGCUCCAGUUCCGUCUCUUCCGUCACUUGCAAUGGCGUGUACGAGUUCCCGCCGUCCCUGCCUAGCCGCAUGUCCAAGAAGAUGUCGUCGCCGGCGCUGGGUCACUGGGCUUCGGCGGAGCGCGGCGCGACGCGCACGCCCUCGCCGGCCACGCUCUCGCUGCCGAGCGACCGCGGCAGCCUGCCCGACUGCGACAGCCCGCCCAACUUCGAGCCGCCGCCGCCGCCGACGCAGGGCGCUGUCACGCGUGUGGAGCUCAACGGUGACGACGACAUGGACACAUACAAGGUGCUGGACUCGGCCGAGCUGCGUGGCUACCGUGAGGAGGCCAACUACAAGUUCUUCGUGUCGCCGGGUCGCAUCUGCACCGAUAUAGUCGGGUAUGAUCGACGCGCGGUGAACGGCGGCAUCGCCAACUUCCAGGAGGCGUUCUUCACGGCCGAGUUCGCGACGCAGCCUCCCGAGCUGACUGUCUACGUGCCGCAGCUGAAGGCGCUCAUCCAGGAGGAGCUAUCGAUCCUGGAGCACGGUCUGAAGGUGCACGGCGAGCUGGCUCCGCCGAGCGUGCAGCCGCUGCACCGGCGGCUGCGCGAGUGUUUCCAGCAGCUGCGGCAGAGCGCGGCCGCCUCCUGUCUGCCGGCGAGCGCCGACUCGCCCGGCCCGGCCCGGCUCAGCCGCCAGAACAGCCACCGGCGCAGUGGCGGCGCCGACAAACCGAGCAUCAUCAGGUCAGCCGGCGCCCCGCGCGGCCCCCUGGUGGUGGACGAGGAGGACGGCAUCUACUCGCGCCCGUCCGAGUGGGCGGAGCUGGGCGAGCGCGGCGAGCGUGGCUCGCUGGGCUCGCAGGGCAGCGCCGCCGGCCGACGUCAUCAUGACUACAUCAUCAUGUCCUGUGGCAAGGGUGAGAGCGAGGUGCCGGAGCGGCCGCCGAAGCGCCUCUCGGACGCCCGCUCCUGGACGGAGAGCCCGCGGCUCGGGGGCCGCAGGUCGCAGGCCAGUGACGCAGACCCGGACGCGCCGCCGCUGCCGCCCAAACCCCCGGAGAAGCGGCACACCAGCUCCAGUUCCGUCUCUUCCGUCACUUGCAAUGGCGUGUACGAGUUCCCGCCGUCCCUGCCUAGCCGCAUGUCCAAGAAGACGCGCACGCCCUCGCCGGCCACGCUCUCGCUGCCGAGCGACCGCGGCAGCCUGCCCGACUGCGACAGCCCGCCCAACUUCGAGCCGCCGCCGCCGCCGACGCAGGGCGCUGUCACGCGUGUGGAGCUCAACGGUGACGACGACAUGGACACAUACAAGGUGCUGGACUCGGCCGAGCUGCGUGGCUACCGCGAGGAGGCCAACUACAAGUUCUUCGUGUCGCCGGGUCGCAUCUGCACCGAUAUAGUCGGCCUCGGCGAGAAGAGGCCCGAGUCGUGA